This is a messenger RNA of Cladocopium goreaui, 2619 nucleotides long. The record is from the annotation of a GenBank genome assembly. Lineage: Eukaryota; Dinophyceae; Suessiales; Symbiodiniaceae.
AUGGCGGAUGAAGAUGCUGGCAUCAGAUUGCCUGCCACAGCUCCGGCUUACUACUUUUCAGAGUUGGCAGAAAUGCUCCCAACUGCUGUUGCAUAUGCACACGACGGGGAGUUCUAUUGGAGCCUUGGUCACUUACAUGACAACCUAUGUGGGCUACUUCCAGACGAACUUCAGUUGGAACCCUUCCCGAAAUUCUGUCAGAUUAUUGGGAAGAAGCUGAAUGACAGUGAAGUUGUCAGACAUCUUGGAGUUUCCAUGUACAUGAAACCUGGCAUUGACAGGAUAGACGAUAGAUCUGCAAUCGCUGUUACCUUCUUGAAGAAGAUUGCAUUGAACAGUCUUCAAGUGCUGCAUCAAGGUGGUGGACACUGCUACAUGGAGGAUGGUUCCCGGCUGACAUUCGAUGCGUCUGGUGUAUGCAAUGUCUAUGAGUGCCUCCAAUGUCAUAAGUCCAUGAAGGAUGCAAUGGAUUUGGCCUGGGGUGACAUGAAGGUGUGGAGCCAGGCAUUGUGGGCUGUGAUCAAGUUUUUGGCAGACCAACAACAAGAUGCUGAUCCGAUCAUGGAUCAAGAAGGUGGUGAUGAAAAUGAACAAGGUCCCAAGCCGAGGAAGGGCAGAACCCAGAUAGAUCUGAACUUUAUCUGGAAGCUUUACAAUGAUUCAGUGGAGAUCAAUGGGCUAAGCCUGUCCAUGCUGGUGAGAUCGAGACAAAAUGAUGCAGAGGGUGGUGCUUGCCAAAAUACAUCAAGCCAUUGGCUGAAGAAGAUCAUGCGAAUGCACAGCCGACGUGCCACUCUGGGCUUCAAAGAUGUCCGGCACCUGAACAUGGUCUGUGAUGCUAGCAGGCAUGGUGUCUAUGAGUGCUUGGUGAGUGUUGCCUACAGCCGACACAACGACAUUGGCUGCUAUCCACCAACACAAUCGUUGAGGUCCUCGAAAUUUGUCUCCCCAGGGGAAAUCGAGUGUGACUCGACUGUGGAACGUCUUUUGGCAGAAGGGAGCCGUUUGCGUAUGGCAGCAUACCGGAUGUUCCAAGCACUGUCGCACCAGAUCCAGUUGCUCACCGACCACACACUCACUUUGACCAGCUUUCUGGCCCCCGAGGAAAUGAAAGCUGCCCUUGAACCAGUGCCGCUUGAUGCGACCCGAGUUGUUACUGGACAUUUUGUGAGAAAUGUGAAAAAAAAUGGUGAAGAAGAGUCUGCUGUAAGUCUGCUGUCUCUGGCAAAGUUGCCCAUGCUUGUGAUUGGGAUGGACCAGGGCACCGUCGGAAUGGCAUGCGCAGCAUUCUUGAUGGAGACUGGAGCUGCAAUGACUCACUUCUAUUGGGACCCAUACCAUAGACUGGUGAGAGACCUCAAGUUGGCAACUACAAAUUGCCCUCCUGAUGUCAAGCUUCAACUUCAACAAGGGCAGUUGUGUGGAAGUUACAUGUUCAGCAUCAACUACAAGCCCUUCAAAACAGCUGGCUUUCACGAUGAGAAAAAAAGCCUUCUGAACACGUUCAUGGAAACGGAAACCCAGGAAUCCGACUUGUUCCUGCGGUAUGCUGAACUGAUUGCCAUGGACUUUGACUUCACGUUUCGCACCAAUGACGAUAUGGAAGUUCUUUUCAGUUCAUUGGCAACUCAGCUGGAUUCCUACCGAAUCAAGAAGGGCGUUGUGAAAACAGGACGCUGGUUCAGCUGGCACAAUGGAUGCGAAAGCCAGUAUCAUGAGUUUUGGUCGACCAGAAUGCUCCUGGAGUUUGGGUUUCCCAAUGAGACUGACCCUGAUCAGAACCAAAAGAGUUUCAAGGAGAUGAGAUCAGGUGGCGAUUCCGUUGGGGGGCUGCGGCUAGUUCUCCAGUGCUGCAGCUGGAAAACGUGGUAUGGCAUCACUGCCAUCAAGCUGGCUGACCAACCACUUUGGACGUUCUACACUGAAUCAGUCAAGACAGUCAAAGAUGCUUCACAAGGUUUUCAAAGAAACUUGCUUUGGUCUGGGAAUGGCUGGAUGCAGGCCGAGCAAUUCAGUCAGCUGGUUCGUGUCCUUGUCCAAGAAGCAGAGUUCGAAAAAGUCAGAGCAUAUGCUGCCUUGUCUGUUCGAUUUCUGGGUGAGGAAGCAGCUGACCAGCAUCUCGCUGGAUUUGUGUCGUGCUUAUGGGCAUACAUCAUGCAGAUUUUGAACUUCCGAGGAAGAACUAUGUCGAAGCAUGCUUCAGGUCCUGAGGCCUAUGCACCGGCCAUUGGUGAUGAUCCUGAAUGUGCUCAAGAAUCCAUGGACUUCAUGAUUGCCGAUUGGCGUGCGUUGAGGCUGCUGGAAGCUUCGCCUGGCCAAGCGCCCCAAGAGCUUGCAGCCGACAUGCGUGAUAGCAUUUCAAAACCUCUGAGAUUGGCCUUUCAGCUGAUGGAGUGUGGCCGAAAAGAAGAGUCUUUGUCAGUCUUGAAGAGUCUGUUGUACAGAUUGCCAGAUACGAAGGUGGUGGAAGAUGUUCAUCAACGUCUUCGGACUGAAGCCAUGGCCAAUCCCAACAGCAGACUUCUCCCAAGGGAAUUGCAAGGGCUUGUGCAGACUUCGGGACAACUCGAAGCCCGACAAAUCCCACAUCCAGCCAGAUUAGACAAAGAGUCUUCUUGA